UGCGUCACCUUUCUGGGGAAGUUCUACCAGCUGCUGAAGGACAGCAACACCAAGUUCAACAGCGCCGACAUCGAGACAGCGCUGUGUUAUUACAUCGGAGCGACGAGCGACGCGGCGACCAAAAUGAUCAACGAGGUUUCUAAGCCGCUCAGCUCCCACGUCCCCGUGGACAAGGGACUCCACGGACCCCGGCACGAGGGCGAGCGCGAGGGCCACCGAGAGCCCGCUCAAACACAGCAUCCUGACCGGCGACAGGCUUCCCUUUCCCCGCAGAGAGGCUUUCCCGUUCCCGCCGCUGGACCGGAACACUCCGUACUCUCAAGCACGCAGACGCCGGUAAGCGGGGCGACUCCACGGGCUUCCCGGUGCCACGUCACGCGAAAGCGGAGUCCCUCAUUGGUCCGGGCGCCCGGCCCCGCCCACGUGGGGACACGCACUUUGCUCCGAUUGGUCCGAGUCAGAACAUUCCGGGUACAACGUCCAGUUGGCGCCGUCUGA
Menidia menidia (Atlantic silverside) is the source of this 498-nucleotide messenger RNA. The record is from the annotation of a GenBank genome assembly. NCBI's taxonomy places the organism in Eukaryota, Metazoa, Chordata, Actinopteri, Atheriniformes, Atherinopsidae.